AUCGCAACUCGUAACAGUUCAAGACAUCACCAGCAGAUCGACCAUUAUCAGAGCGUAAACCACUAAACCAGAAACCAGUCGACGACAAUGGAGUACCAGGGGCAGCACGGGCACGAGACCAACAAGGUGGAGGAGUACGGCCAGCCGGUGGCCGGGCACGGAGGCGUCACCGGCGGACCCACGGGAACACACGGCGCCGCCGCUGCUGCGGGUACCGGCGGCGGGCAGCAGCUCCAGCCGAUGAAGGACGACCACAAGACCGACGGCGUGCUGCGCCGCUCCGGCAGCUCCAGCUCCAGCUCGUCUGAGGACGACGGCGAGGGCGGGAGGAGGAAGAAGGGGAUGAAGGAGAAGAUCAAGGAGAAGCUCCCCGGAGGAGGCCACAAGGACACCGCCGAGCAGCAGCAGACAGUGGCGACCACCGGCGCACACGGCAGUGGCACCGGUGCGGAGGCCACCGGUGAGAAGAAGGGCAUCAUGGAGAAGAUCAAGGAGAAGCUUCCUGGCGGGCAGCACCCAGUUCACCUGCACUUUCUCUGCAUCGCAACUCGCAACAGUUCAAGACAUCACCAGCAGAUCGGUCAUUAUCAUAGUGUAAGCCAAUCGACGACAAUGGAGUACCAGGGGCAGCACGGGCACGAGACCAACAAGGUGGAGGAGUACGGCCAGCCGGUGGCCGGGCACGGCGGCGUCACCGGCGGACCCACGGGAACACACGGCGCCGCCGCUGCUGCGGGUACCGGCGGCAGGCAGCAGCUCCAGCCGAUGAAGGACGACCACAAGACCGACGGCGUGCUGCGCCGCUCCGGCAGCUCCAGCUCCAGCUCGUCUGAGGACGACGGCGAGGGCGGGAGGAGGAAGAAGGGGAUGAAGGAGAAGAUCAAGGAGAAGCUCCCCGGAGGAGGCCACAAGGACACCGCCGCCGAGCAGCAGCAGACGGCGGCGACCACCGGCGCACACGGCACUGGUGUGGAGGCCACCGGUGAGAAGAAGGGCGUCAUGGAGAAGAUCAAGGAGAAGCUUCCCGGCGGGCAGCACUGAGCUGCUAUCUCUGUUCCAGCCUUGUUUGCACUGCAUCAUGCUCGAGAGCAUGCAUGCUGCAUGGACCGAGUGAUGGGCUGUAGAAUAAAUUGUCUCGCGAUGAGACGACGUGUGGACGGCGUGUUCGUGACACCGACAUGAUCGGUGAUGUUGGUGUGAGCGUUAUGCAUGUGUAACCGAUGUGUAUGUAUGUAUAUGUCCUCCAUCGAAAUAAAAUAUAUAUUCGUGUUGUA
Molecule: messenger RNA, 1274 nt
Organism: Lolium perenne
Lineage: Eukaryota; Viridiplantae; Streptophyta; Magnoliopsida; Poales; Poaceae
Biological process (GO): response to abscisic acid; cold acclimation; response to water deprivation
Cellular component (GO): cytosol
Source: RefSeq, a predicted model, not a curated record